AUGUCUACGGCACAUAAUAUAUCUCGAUCGCUAAGGCGGGGGCUGGCUUCGUGCAGUUGCCGCCCUUGGGCUUCCUCAUUUAACUCCUCGCGACCAUCCGGCGCAUCCCUUUCAUAUCGGCGCAAUGUUAGCAUAUACCCUACCUCGACUCUAGGAUUUCGAUGUCUAAGUUAUUCUUCACGGUUAUAUAACAAUGGAAUCGCUGGAAACAAGGGUAGCAAGGCGGAAGAGCAGCUUGCGCCUGGACAAACGAAGGGCGAACUUGAGGUUGGAGAGAUGGAAGGCAUCACUUUCAAAGUAGAGCCAUUAAAGAGAAAGGGAGAAGAUAACAGCACGAAGAGAGCCAGGUUGCUAUACCAGAGCCGUAAACGAGGGACCCUAGAGUCAGACCUGCUCCUGUCGACGUUCGCAUCUACAUAUCUGGGCAAGAUGACAGGUAGUCAACUGGACGAAUACGACCGGUUCCUGGACGAAAACGAUUGGGACAUCUACUACUGGGCGACUCAGGAACCACCAUCCGAGUCCGAGGUAGCUGAGGGCGCGUCAAAGGCCAAGGACGAGCUGACGGAUACGUGGAAGAGCGGCGCAGCGAAGAGCGGGGAAUGGGCUCAGACUGUGGGAGCUUUCAAGCCUGCAUACCGACCUGUCCCCCAGCGCUGGGCUGACUCGGAGAUUCUCUCUCUGCUGCGACAGCAUGUCCAGAGCAAGAAGGCUGGAGAUGAAAGCAUCGAGGGAAACGGCGGCGGCCUGGGACGCAUGCCCAACAUUGAGCUCUUCAAGUCUUAG
This is a messenger RNA of Nannizzia gypsea CBS 118893, 786 nucleotides long. RefSeq names its product early meiotic induction protein 5. Gene Ontology annotation, biological process: mitochondrial electron transport, succinate to ubiquinone; protein-FAD linkage; tricarboxylic acid cycle. The transcript is spliced from 2 exons. NCBI's taxonomy places the organism in Eukaryota, Fungi, Ascomycota, Eurotiomycetes, Onygenales, Arthrodermataceae. The record is from RefSeq and is a predicted model, not a curated record. The coding region runs from base 1 to 786 and encodes 261 amino acids. Gene Ontology annotation, cellular component: mitochondrion.